AUGUUUGAACACGCCAACACAGAUAUGAUAUCUGUGUGGCUGAUGCAGGAAGGAGGGUCCGGUCAACUGAGAGUGACAGUCAUCAGCUUGUUCUUCUCCUCUGUGUCAGCCAAUCACCACCUCAGCAAAGUGUUGAUGAAGAAAAUAAAACCUACUGCCCAGCGUCAAGCUUCCUGUCCUCCUGAAUGGACUCAGUUUGGCUCUCGCUGUUUCUCUUUCUACAGCGAGACAAAGACCUGGAUCGAUGCAGAGACCUUCUGCCAGACCGCUGGUGGGCAUCUGGCUUCCAUCCACUCAGAUGAGGAAAAUACAUUCCUCAAAGACUACAUUAACCAAGUGACCGGUGCAAACACACAAGCCUGGAUCGGAGGCAGUGACGCAGUGCAGGUGUUUACGUGGUUGUGGACUGAUGGAUCCAACUUCGACUACACAAGCUGGGCUGCGGGGGAGCCUGACGAUGCCGGUGGAAAGGAGAAAUGUCUUGAGAUGAACUGGAAUGGAGAACAGCGUGUAACUCUAAGGCGCCAUCAUGAUGCCUCUCCAGCUCAUCUAUAA
Perca flavescens (yellow perch) is the source of this 555-nucleotide messenger RNA. RefSeq names its product galactose-specific lectin nattectin-like. Bases 1 to 555 code for a protein of 184 amino acids. NCBI's taxonomy places the organism in Eukaryota, Metazoa, Chordata, Actinopteri, Perciformes, Percidae. The transcript has 8 exons. The record is from RefSeq and is a predicted model, not a curated record.